Lutzomyia longipalpis is the source of this 3166-nucleotide messenger RNA. RefSeq lists its product as uncharacterized. Gene Ontology annotation, molecular function: receptor ligand activity; BMP binding. The transcript has 2 exons. Bases 765 to 1529 code for a protein of 254 amino acids. The record is from RefSeq and is a predicted model, not a curated record. Lineage: Eukaryota; Metazoa; Arthropoda; Insecta; Diptera; Psychodidae. Gene Ontology annotation, biological process: animal organ morphogenesis.
AGACCAAGAAACUUUUCACACAGCAAUCAGAACAUUUGUCUGCCACCAUUUGAACGGUGAACAUCAGCCAGCGCGAAUCUCCUCGGCGGCCCAGAGUUAGCUUUCAGUGCGGGAGCUUUUACGUGAUUUAAACAUUCAAUUCAAUUCAAUUUUUCCGCGCGAGGAACUUUCAGUCGAAGGGAUCACACAUCCUGGCAAAAAAAAAUUGUGUCUCAAGGAAAAAGAAAUAUUUCCAGCAGUGUGUGUGUCUUAAGUGUUCUUCUCUUGUUGCUUAACUACAGUAGAAUAAAGAAAAAACUUCUUUCACGCCCUGCAAGAGAUUUUUUUUCUUAAUUUUUGUGCAGGAGUGCAAUCAGUUGGGACUCUCCGAAGGAUUUCUUUCAUCUUGCAUUGAGAUUUGAGAAAAAGAAGAUGCCCUCAUGUCGCGAGUGCUCAUUUGGCGACAGGAGUGAAAAGUGCUUUUCCCCCAGUGACGUCAUUGUGUAAAACAUCAUACAAAAAAUACCAAACCCAAGUUAAAAAAAAAGAGAAGAAAAAAAAACCAAAGCGGUGAGAGAGCGAAGAAGGAAAAAAAAACGGUGACAAAUUAAGGUGUACGCGCGCUAAUAUUUCGCAAAGUGUGUGGUACAAUAAUUGUUGUUGGGAGAGCUGAAUAGAGCCGUAGAGAGUGGCUCAAAAACUACUUUUUGAUUCAAAUAAGAACGAACAGGCAAUACCCGUGCCAUAGGAGUUCGAGCGGACAAUAAAAUUGCAAGACGAAUAAGAUGAAUACAGCGAGCGGGGGCUUUCUGCUAUUGCUCAUGUAUUACCUUUCGAGCGGCGGCAGCAGCGUGGUCAGCAGUCAUCGGCUGGGACCUUCAGAAUCCAUAUUGGACAUCAUAAAUACGCGCCAUAUUGACAGAGUUCUCGCCGAAAGGCGCCAAAAUGCCUCACGUGACGAGAAGCGCUUCCUCCUGCAGAAUGACCUGGAUGACGACGAGGGGGACACAGUGGGGGAGUUUGACUACGGCAGACGGAGGACUAAUAGUGGAGUCCUUGCGCAGUACAAUGACACAGCUACGCCAUUUGGUAGUCAUGGGAGUCAGGAUAUUUUUGCAGAUCUUCAAGCCUACAGGGCGGAUAAGUUGCUCAAGUCCAGCAAGAAUGCCCUCGUGGUGACACGGAAGGAAUAUCUGAAGAAGGAUUGGUGCAAGACUGAGCCCCUGGUGCAGCGUGUUCGCGAAGAAGGCUGCCUCAGUCGCACCAUAAUCAAUCGCUUCUGCUAUGGGCAGUGCAACAGCUUUUACAUUCCCAAAAGCCCACGACGACCACGACGGAAUCGCGGUAGGAGCCAACAACUGCGCAAUGGGCAGGACUUUGAGGAUGAGGACCUCACGGGUGCCGCCUUCAAGUCGUGUGCCUUCUGCAAGCCCAAGAGGUUCACGUGGAUCACUGUGACCCUAAGGUGCCCCUCAAUGACCCCUCAGUUGCGCAGAAAGCGCAUCCAGAGGAUUAAACAGUGCAAGUGCAUAGCUGAGCCAGUGAAUUAAUUUGCUUCCACAUGAGCUUCCUCAACCAGGUGCCCAUUCGUUCUUUUGACUCGCACGAGCCAGUUUCCACGUGAUGACCUUUCAAAUUUAGGUAAAUGUUUUCUUAUUUUCUUUGACAAAAGAAAUGAGCAACAAGAUUUUCUAUGCAAGCUUAGAAUAAAGAAAAUUCUUUAAAACUUUUAAAGAAGAAUUUUUGAAAAGAAAAAAUGUUUUUGAAAGUAUUUUUAAAUUAUUUCAAAGAGAGAAAAAUUUUAUUUUUCAAAUGAAAAAUAAAAAAAAAAGUUUAAAUGUUUUUAAGAUUUAAACAUUAGGUAUAAGAAAACAAAGAAUGUUUUAUUUAAAUUCCAAUAGAACAAUUUAAUUCAGAAAAAAAAUCCAAAACCUAAAAGUAGCGUCUGGAAGAAUUUUAAUAAGAAUUAAACUUUUCUUUAAAUAAUUGCAAUGGAAAACUUUUAAGGGAAAAUGAAACAAUUCUGAUUUCUUUUCUUUACACAUACUUAGAAUUUAAUCUCAAUCUGAGCUUAAUACUUUCCAAAUUUUGGAGGAGCUUUUCUUGCCUCUUUCUACGAGCUUUUUUGUCUCUCGAGGUGGAUAAACUCAAAACCGAAGAUAUUUAUAUUAAGGAAUAAAAAAUAAAUUUAAAUUAAGAAAAUAAAUUAGGCAAACAAGUAUUACUGUCUACAAUGAGCACGCAUAUAUUUAUUAACCAAUUUGUGCUAAAAUGAAAGGAAGAGUUUUCUUGAAAUGAGAAUGAGGGAAUUUUUGUACAGAUGAGAAAAUUUGUAAUUUAUUGCAAAAAAAAUGAAGAUUGUUUUUUUUUCUAUAUAGAAAUUGUUAGGAGUGAUAUAUAAAAUAUAUCUUAGGAUAGUCUUUAUAUUUUACAUACAAAAGAAAAUUUGAGAUGAAAAACAUUUUGACAUUUUUGAUAUUUCUUAGGUAGGUAGGGCAAAAAUUUAAUUAAAUUGCAAACAAAAAAAAAAACGGUGAAAAACUGUGUUUUAAUUAUUUAUAUAACAAUGUGUAUAUAAUUAGAAUACCAAAGUACAUAAUUUAAUUUUUACAUUGUACCCCGCGGGGAAAUUGUUAUGCCCCGCGUAUUUUGAUAAAGGACUUUUCGUCUCUCUGUGCUAACCCAAAAAAAAAUUAAAGAAAGUUAAAUAAGAAAUUUAACCGAAAGAGGAAGAUUUUUAAAAUUUAGAAAAAAGAACUCAAUAAAAAAAAUAAGCAAUGUCUAAUGGAGCAAAAGUAUUGCAGAGCAAAAUAUUGAGAUAAAGAGAAGAGCCUCAAUGUUGUAUUCCAAGUAUUACACAAGUCAAUAUAUUAAUAAAUAAAUGGGCAUGUAAGAAAACACGUAAGAUUAUGUAGGAUUUACACUAGUAUUGAAUAUAAUUUGUAUAUAAUGUAAGUUUGUGGGAAAUGAAAAUAUUGUUUUGGCGACUGUAAUCGCAAAUCUCAAGUGGUAUUGCUUCUUGUUUCGUCCAUCUAGAAGUGGAUGAGAGUAUUUAAAAAAAACGCCGCCCGCCAGUGUUGUAUUUCGUACAUUUUAGAAGAUGAGUGAGUCAAAAUCAAUUUAAAGAGAAUAUUGUGUAUUUUUUUCCAACAAUUUGAUUUUAAUGGUAAAAUAAAGAACAUUUAAA